UAAGCGGGGUAUAUCGACAUCUCAUGGUACUCCAACUACGAUCUACGUUGUGUCAGUAAGUCCUUCGCCGGCCGGAUUCAAGCAGAUGUAGCUGUCUAGUUCUGGUCGCUUCAUAUUCAGGGCAGCCAAUCGUCACGUUCACGCUCGCCCUCACGAACGCGGUAUGAAAAACCUUGCAUCACUAGUUCUAGCCUGAUUCUCGGUUUCAACCCGAUACCCAAGUUAAGGCCUUACCUAGACGCUCAUUGGCCAUCAAACAAGCUAAUCACCUUCGGCUUCAUGUUCAUCGACGGUCUAUAUGGUAGUCGUAUCUCCACGUCAUAACAAAAUAGAUCCCAAAUGCAGCUUUUUUCUACUACACGUAGCUCUGCUACGACUUUACCGCCGAAUCCCUUACAAGGUAUCCCGGAAACAGUUUCGCUGGUCUCUCAAUGCCGCGUGGCAAAUUAACUUACGCUGCGUAGGUAGACUUGGAUUGAGGAUUAGAAAGAAACCGCCUAAUCAAUGAAUUCGCAUUCUGUCUAAUAUGGCUAUUUUCAGUUUUCUUCAUCCACUCCAGUUCCUCUCACCUUAUCCUCAUCACUCUGACUAAAUCCUAUCUUGAACUCACAAUGGGCAUAUUCGAGGACGCGCGCAAUGGGACCCUGGACGAACCCAAACUAGACCAGUACAAGACGCUCUCCUUCGAUAUCGACGCGCUAGACCCCAAAACCGGACUUACGCUGCUCGCUACGGCUUCUCUGAGAGGUCGUGCUAACGUCGUCAGGCUGCUCAUACAGAACAAUGCGUCGGCGACCAAGCUGUCCCGGGGCGACUGCACCCCCGCGUGGUUCGCGGCGGCGGGGUCCAUGAAGACGAGCGACCGCGCCGAGAUCCUCCGGCUCCUGCACGCGCACGGCGUCGACAUCGACAGGCCGUCCCCCCGGAACCGCAACUAUACGCCUCUCAUGAAGGUCGUCGUCGAGUGGGAAGACCCCGCUAUCGUCCGCCAGCUCGUCGGCCUCGGCGCCGACGUGGCGGCGGAGAACUCUGACCGGGAGACGGCCUCCACGCUCGCCGCUAAGACGAAGAAUCGGGUCGUCAUUCGGGCCCUCGACGGUAACUCCCCGCGGCGUAAGAACUUUACGGAUUUUGUUUUGAUGGUCGUCAUAUUUAUUCUUCAUGUAAUAGUUUCCGUCGGUGCGGUCGCGUCGGGGGUAGUACAGGGUGUCGUCGAAUCGAGAUACCAACAUGACAAUAUCAGGAGCGCAAGCCGUUCAAGGGAACUCCAGGAAAGCAAGACGAUAGAGGAAUAUAGUGCCGACCUUGUCAAGUUCAUAGCCGACAACAACCUGGGCAACUUCUUCAAGAAGGGCGACCCCUUUCUCAAGACGCUUGUCCACAAGGCUGCCAAGAUAAAAUCCGACCCCAAAUCGACGUUUAAGACCGACAAAGAUAUCCGCGACCUUUUGAAGCUGUCACUGUACCAGCAAGUCAUUUUUUGCGACGACAGUACUUCUAUGUCCAUAGGCAACCGCCUCAAAGCCCAGCGACGGAUCGUCAAGCGGAUCGCGAAAGUCGCCACUUCCCUCGCACCCGACGGGGAUGGCGUAGAGCUUCGUUUCAUCAAUAGCUCCGUGUCCGGAAGCGGGCUCCGCGACGCAGAAAUCGAGGCGAUCGUGGCUGGUGUGCGACCUGCAGGGGACACGGCCAUUGGGACGAACUUAAUUGCGAAGAUCCUGAAGCCACUGGUAUACGACAAGUUGGCGAGCCAAGAGUUGAAGGGUCCUGUACUAGUGUCGAUUAUUACCGACGGCUGUCCGGACCCGGAGGCCCCGGACAUGUUGAGGGAUGCGAUCAGAGAGUGCGGGAAGAAGCUUGUCGAGGCUGGUUACGGCUCCGAUGUUGUGCUUUUCCAGAUCAGCCGGAUCGGAAACUCCAGAGCCUCGAAGGAAUUCUUCGAUGGCCUACGAAAUGAUGAGCAGCUGCAGAGGGUCCUCUACUGCACUACUGAUCGACUAGAAAAGGUAUGCGAGGAAGUGAGUGAAAAUGAGAACGAGAACGAGAACGAGGACCAGCUUGACGAAUGGGUUUAUGUAACCGUUGUCCCCCCUGACGAGCUAUCCGUGGUUGUCUAAUGAGUAUUAGUCAGAGGAUGACUU
Daldinia caldariorum is the source of this 2141-nucleotide messenger RNA. Its product is annotated as ankyrin. NCBI's taxonomy places the organism in Eukaryota, Fungi, Ascomycota, Sordariomycetes, Xylariales, Hypoxylaceae. The transcript has 5 exons. Gene Ontology annotation, molecular function: protein binding. The record is from RefSeq and is a predicted model, not a curated record. Bases 612 to 2117 code for a protein of 501 amino acids.